Pimephales promelas (fathead minnow) is the source of this 1870-nucleotide messenger RNA. It is a transcript of the gene fbxo7, whose product is annotated as F-box protein 7. Gene Ontology annotation, molecular function: actin binding; protein kinase binding. The record is from RefSeq and is a predicted model, not a curated record. Gene Ontology annotation, biological process: positive regulation of autophagy of mitochondrion. Lineage: Eukaryota; Metazoa; Chordata; Actinopteri; Cypriniformes; Leuciscidae.
AUUUUGACUGUCUCUCGCUCAGCUGUUUUGCUCGGCUGCAGUUUCUGCGCUACUUUGACAUGUUUACAUUUGUUCAUUAAUAUGUAAUAUUAACACAAUAAUUCGAGGUUAUUCUCUUUGAAUAAGCAGUGGCACCGAACACUGGGCUAAAUUCAGCAGAAUGAAGCUCCGGGUCCGAAUCAACAGACAGACCAGGCGACUGGAACUGGACGGACCAGAACCGACUCUUUCCGAGCUCAGAGUCCGGAUCAGAGACACCCUGCUGGGAUCUGAUGUGGAGUUCAAGCUGUCUCUAAACGGGACAGAGGAGCUUUUGGACACGGGACAGACGCUGGCCUCCUCUGGGGUUGUUUCUGGAGAUAUGAUCAGUGUGAUUUUGCCCCAGAGCAGCUCUCAGCAAACACAAACUGCCCCAGAAACCCCGAGUAGAGCAGAAAACACACCCGGCUCCAGCGAGGAGGCCGGUGGCGCAGACAGCAGCAGUGCGAGGGAUGCUGUGAUGGAGGAGUGGUUGGAGGACGAGGAGUGUGUGUUCGCUCCUCCGCCGCUCCUGUGCUGUGAGACGGAGGAGGAGGGAGUGAUUCCUCACGCGCUCGAGAGGCUCCUGGACUCAGCGACAUGUAGAAACACAUCAGACUGUCUGAUACUGGCGGCACAUUUACUCUUGCUGGAGACCGGCUUCCUUCCACAGGGUUCUAAUGUGAACUCAGGCGAGAUGCCGAUUGGCUGGCGGGCGGCAGGGGGCGUGUACAGGCUUCAAUACGCCCACCCACUCCUGGAGAACAGCCUGGUGUCAGUGGUUUCUGUGCCAAUGGGCCAAACGCUCGUCAUUAAUGCUGUUCUUAAGAUGGACAAGACUAUGGAGAAUUCUCGCAAGCUGGCGCUGAAACCAGAUGCUUAUGUGACAGCUGAUUGGGCAGGCGGCAGCGCAGUCGUCGUCUACAGAGACUUAAGAAAACUGUCUCGUCUCUUUAAAGAUCAGCUGGUGUAUCCGCUCAUGGCCGCCGCCAGACAGGCGCUGGGUCUGCCGGCUCUGUUCGGUCUGGCUGUUCUUCCUCCUGAGCUUCUGUUGCGUGUGUUACGGCUCCUGGACGUCGUCUCUCUCGUCUCGCUGUCGACUGUGUGCCGAGACCUGAACGUCGCUACCCAAGAUCCUUCACUCUGGAGACACCUGCUGCACAGAGACUUUAGGGUGCGUUUUUCUGCAGGAAAUCAACACAGAGACACAGACUGGAGAGAGCUUUACAAAAAGAAGUAUAAACUGAAGAAUGUACACAGAUGCCGUUUCUACCCACACCACGUUCCUCCGAUUUUCCCUCUUUCCCCGUUCCCGUCCCCCCCGCUCCCGCUCCCGCUUUACCCUCCCGGCAUCAUCGGAGGAGAUUACGACCAAUCACCUGUCCUCCUGCCCCGCCCACGCUUCGACCCCAUUGGCCCACUCCCGGGUCACCUCCCCGGAACGAGCGUUCCCAUCGGCCGACAUAAUCUGCGUCCGGGAGGGAAUCGACCAGCAGACGUCAGGAGAGGUUUCAUUUGAGCUCCUAAAGACUGUAGACGAUGAAAUUAUUUUGAUGAUGAUUUUUUUUUUGUGUGUUCAUUAAUUAAAGCAUUCCUGGGACGUUCAGACCAGCAAUUCAGUGUGUGUCUGUGUGAGGGAAUUAAAGCAGCAAACACACGCCAGUGCAGCAACUCUUUUACAUUUAAAGGGACACACACGUUUUUGCUCACCCUCAUAAUGUGACAAUUUUAACAUGAUAUAUAAAAUAUGCGUGGGGUAUUUGAGCUCAAACUUCACAGUUCACAUACACACUUAUGUGUGUGUGUGAAGAAUGCAAACGGAAACUUCUUUUACAUCUUAUGAAAAUGGUAU